AAAACACCACCCUUUUUCAAACAUUGCCUUCCCAAACACACACUCUUGAUCCUCUUUCCAAACUUGGGUCUUGACUCAUUUUUCUCCCCCUACACUUUUCUUGGAUCGUACCCUGAUCAAUCUUUAUACGUAUUCAUCACAAUCUUGUUUUUAUAUAACGGGUUUUCUGUGAUUCAAGAAAUGGGAAAGAAGAUGAUGAACUUUGGCAGGUUUUUAGACGGUUUGUGUAUAUCAAAUGGGGGUGCGAGUUCUUGUCUUUGUUGCAUUAACAGUUUUGAAAUUCAAGAUGAUGAUGAGUUUGAGAGAGAACCGUUUGUGGAUCAGUCCAAGGAUGCAUCAGAUAAGCCUCAGACGCUUGGCUUCUUUCUAAAACCAAAGAUGGUGGUGCUAAGGGUGUCUAUGCAUUGCAAUGGUUGUGCAAGGAAGGUUCAAAGACACAUCUCCAAGAUGGAAGGAGUGACAUCCUACCAAGUGGACUUGGAAACCAAGAUGGUGAUUGUAAUGGGAGACAUUGUUCCAUUUGAGGUGUUGGAGAGUGUUUCAAAGGUUAAAAAUGCACAACUUUGGACCCCACCAAUCUCAUAAUUCCAAUUUUAUUUAUUUAUCAUGUUUUUUUUAUAUCUGUAGAACUCAAAAUAUUAUUAUCUGAACGGUUUUUUGGUUAGGUUUAAUGUUAUUUAAAAUACUGUAAUGUGUUUAUUAAGUAAUUACGUAUUUAGAGUGGUCUGUGUUUG
Messenger RNA from Cynara cardunculus var. scolymus (artichoke), 734 nucleotides. RefSeq names its product protein SODIUM POTASSIUM ROOT DEFECTIVE 2-like. NCBI's taxonomy places the organism in Eukaryota, Viridiplantae, Streptophyta, Magnoliopsida, Asterales, Asteraceae. Bases 181 to 585 code for a protein of 134 amino acids. Gene Ontology annotation, molecular function: metal ion binding. The record is from RefSeq and is a predicted model, not a curated record. The transcript has 3 exons.